Nerophis lumbriciformis (worm pipefish) is the source of this 3147-nucleotide messenger RNA. The record is from RefSeq and is a predicted model, not a curated record. Lineage: Eukaryota; Metazoa; Chordata; Actinopteri; Syngnathiformes; Syngnathidae.
AUGUACUUCUAUCUGAUGUGUGCAGCUCUGAUAGGAUUUUUCUGGUGUCCGUCCAAACUGGCAGCGAUCAGUCCAUAUCCCAAAACUCUGCCAUGCGAUGUAAGUGAGUUUGACAACGGAACCGUGGUCGCAGUGGACUGCGGCGCAAGACACCUCGAAAUCAUCCCACAAGGCAUUCCGAGAGACACCACCAAUCUGACGCUCACCAUCAACCACAUUCCCAAGUUGAAUUCUAGCUCCUUUGAAAACUUGGAGAACCUGACUGAGCUCGACAUGAGAUGCAACUGUGUGCCCAUUAAAAUUGGAGCCAAAGACCACAUCUGCACACAAAGUUUGGUCGUAGAGGAAAAUACAUUCAGCGGCUUGAAGAAGCUUCGCGCACUCUAUUUGGAUGGAAAUCAACUCAGUAGUAUACCAAAUGGACUGCCGUCUGAUCUUAUCCUGUUGAGUUUAGAAGUCAAUCACAUCUCUCAAAUUUCUCACACUAAUUUCUCCACCAUUCAAAGCGUUGAGACGCUCUAUCUCGGUCAAAACUGCUACUAUCGAAAUCCGUGCAAUGUUUCUUAUCAAAUUGAAGAAGGAACUUUUUUACAGCUUCGCAAUCUAACACUGUUGUCUCUAAAGUCAAACAACUUAUCUUUCAUUCCACAUCAACUGCCUUCAAGUCUGAAGGCAUUGUAUCUACAUAACAAUAAUAUUGAGGAGGUCACAGAAAUUGAUUUUAAAAAUUUAACUAACUUGGAGAUUCUUGACUUAAGCGGAAACUGUCCACGAUGUUACAAUGUUCCUUUCCCAUGCACCCCCUGCCCGAAUAAUUCCCCGCUUCUGAUAAGCGUGUCGGCUUUUAGAGAGUUGACAAAACUGAAGGCUCUGCGUUUGCACAGUAACUCUUUAAGACGCGUGCUGCCCGAAUGGUUCAACGGUACAACAGAUCUAAGAGUCCUCGAUCUAUCAGCAAACUUUUUAGCAGGCGAUAUAGGCAUUACAAAAUUCACACAGUAUCUGAGCAAACUGGAAGAAUUGGACCUUUCAUUUAACUAUGAAUUACAGCAAUAUCCCCAAACUCUAACUUUGAGCAAACACUUUUCCAAACUCAAGUCCCUUAAAACCCUACGCAUAGAAGGCAUUGUGUUUCAGACGUUGCAACCUGAGAACAUUGCUCCAUUGAAGCAUCUGCCAAACUUAGAAGUCAUAGACUUGGGUACAAAUUUUAUUAAAACCACAAACUUCAGCAUUCUAAUGGGUUUGCCAAAUUAUAAAAUAGUCAGCCUCGCUAACAACAAAAUAUCAGCUGAAGGGCAAAAUGGUAUUGGAGUACAGGGGAGGUCAUUGUUCUGGUCUCAUAUACAGGCUGACUACCAAUAUAAGCAAGUACAAGGAAUGGAGUACUUCCGAUAUGAUGAAGACGCACGCAGUUGCAGAUAUAAAGAUAAAGAAUUUGGACCCCCUAAGUCGUUUGCCAAAACGGAAUGCACUAAGUUUGGAAAAACCCUAGAUUUAAGCAGGAAUAACAUUUUCUUUUUGCAUGAUGGGUUUUUAAAUCUCCCCAAACUACGUUGCCUUAAUCUAUCGGGAAAUGCAAUGAGCCAAAGUCUGAAUGGUUCAGAAUUUACCUACUUGAGUCAUCUCCAAUAUUUAGACUUCACCUUUAAUCGUUUGGACUUGCACUACGCAACUGCCUUUCAAGAACUCAAAAAUCUGGUCAUCCUCGAUAUUAGCUACAACAGCCAUUAUUUUGAAUCGGAAGGCGUGACUCACAUGCUGAACUUUACAAAGAACCUAAAAAAACUCAAGAUUUUGCGCAUGAACCACAACAAGAUUUCUACAUCGACAAAUACUGAGAUGGAGAGCACCUCUUUGGAGAGACUUGAGUUCAGAGGUAACCGAUUGGAUAUGCUGUGGCGAGACGGGGACACCAGAUAUGUCAACUAUUUCAAGAAACUGGUCAAUUUGAAAGUACUCGACAUCUCCCAGAACAAUCUUAAUUUCAUCCCUUACCAAGUGUUCAGCAAUUUACCAGAGAAGUUGUCGGAACUCUACUUAAAAAAAAACAUACUGAAAUCGUUUCCGUGGGCAAAACUUAAACUUAUCCAAUCGCUGCAAGUCUUGGAUCUCAGCAGCAACAGUUUAUCGACUGUUCCGAGUAUGCUCUCGAACAGUACCAAAACUCUCAAGAAGCUCAUAUUGCAUGACAACAAAAUCCUGACCAUCACCCCAACUUUUCUCAAGGAAGCAUACAACUUCACAUAUUUGGACAUUAGCUUUAAUCAUAUCCGACACAUUGAGGAGUCUAGCUUUCCAGAUUAUGUUGUCAAUCAGAUGGAAAUGCUACUUUUGAACAACAAUGAGUUUGUGUGUUCGUGCAACGUCACUCAUUUUGUCAGGUGGCUCAACAGCACCAAGGUGCUCAUCCCCAAACUGGCUACAGAUGUGACCUGCGCCGCCCCGGAGACACAACGAGGUCAAGCCGUGAUCUCUGUCGACCUGUUGGCCUGCCAACACAAUGACUUGUCAAUCAUUCUCUACAUGCUCAACUCUUCCCUGGUCCUGAGCUUCCUCAUCCUGUCCAUUUCCAGUCAUUAUUUCCUGUGGGACAUCUGGUAUAUCUACCACUUCUGCCAGGCAAAGCUCAAGGGCUACCAUCGCUUACACUGCCAGAAUUCUAUCUACGAUGCCUUUGUGUUGUACGACAAAGACGAUUCCGCUGUGUCGGAGUGGGUUACAAAGGAAAUGUGCGUCCAUCUGGAGAAACGAGGAGAUCGCCGACUGGCUUUGUGUCUGGAGGAGCGAGACUGGAUUCCCGGCUACCCACUGAUUGACAACCUCUCGCAAAGCAUCCACAAGAGCAAGAGAACCGUGUUCAUCCUCACCAACAAAUAUAUCAAAAGUGGAAACUUUAAGACUGCUUUUUACAUGGCUCAUCAGAGAUUAAUGGAUGAAAAAAAUGACGUUAUCGUACUGAUCCUCUUGGAGGACGUGCCUUGUAAUUCUAAGUACCUCAGACUGCGGAAGAGGCUGUACAAACGCUCAGUCCUCGAGUGGCCAACAAACCCUCGGGCUCAGCCGUACUUCUGGUUUAGCGUGAGAAGCGUUUUAGCCACUGAAAGCCACAAGCAAUAUAAUAACCUCUUUAAAGAGACGCUGUAA